Molecule: messenger RNA, 351 nt
Organism: Cylicostephanus goldi
Lineage: Eukaryota; Metazoa; Nematoda; Chromadorea; Rhabditida; Strongylidae
Source: the annotation of a GenBank genome assembly
AUGUCUGCCAUUCGCAAAGUUGCUAUCACUGAACCAUUGGUUGAUGUUGUAGAUAAUGCUCAAGUUGUUACUAACAAUUAUUGCUUGAAAGAGGCUUUGGUGACCUUCUUCACAGUCGAGUUCUCUAAGUGUCAUAAAAGAACUGGAUUCUCUACUGGCCCUGAUGUGCAGUACACGCAUUGGAAGCAAACAGUCUUCUACCUUAUGGAUGCUCUUACUGUGAAGAAAGGUGAAGAAAUGACGGGUUACUUCUCUGUUGCACCAAACGCUAGGAACGAACGCGAUCUCGACUUCAAGAUCAAGGUAAAUUUUAGUAUGAGGAUACUGAUCUAUUUAUUUUUACUUUCAUGA